CCUGCACGUGUGGUGUUAAUGAGGGAUGAGACGUGAAGCAGCAGGCGUGAGGGGCGUGGUGGUGGUGUCGUGGCGACUGUUGGUGUGUGUGUGUUGAUGUGUUGGUGGUGUGGCGAGUGUUUGUUGAUGUAUUGGCGGUGGGCGUGGCGCGUGACGCGUGACGCCGGCCACUGGGUGACGGGGUCAUGGGCCUACCGGGGCUGCUGUGGUGUCGUCUUCAGCUGCUGUGAGAGGUAGGGGAGGGACGGGGGUGGGGGGGACGCGUGCUGCCGAGCGUGACGCAGCGCGGUGUCUUUCCGCUACAAGUCCAACAUGGCGGCCACGAUGUGGUGAAGAUUUUCAGAACGUGUGCGUGUGUGUGCGUGUGUGCGUUCUCGCCCCAGGUGGAGAGUGCAACGCGGCUGUAAGUAGCGAGCGGUGACCAGUGUGUGGACCGCCGGCCUGCUGCACGGAGACACGGAGCCACGGCACGCCCACUGGCGGUGAUGGCGCCCCUCCUACGCCUGACACCUGCCGCGCCUCACCCCUGACCCGUGGUGGCGUCCCUCACCGAGGGCCUGCGCGCCCUGCUGGCUGAACUGGACAUGUCGCUCAGUCGCGGAGAGGAGACCACACUGCCCAGGUCUCAGUCCGAAAUCGUGGUGGAAUUUUCGAGGCCACGCCAGUCCUCGGAGGAUGAGAUUGAGUCAGGACUCCCUCAACGAGGGCGGCUUGCUGCGCCAGACGCUGCCGCCCGCCUCUAGGGCGCCCUGCAAGAAUGCGCUCUUCGUGGACUCAGAUGCCGAGGAGGAGGCGUCACCCCGUUCCUCGGAGGCCACCACCGAUUCUCAGGGCGCGGUGGAGGGCGCCGCUGGUUCGCCGGCCAGCUCCAAGGGCUCCCUCUCAGGGUCUUCCGCCAGCUCCACGGUGAAGAAGCUGAGGAAUCUGUUAGGGGAGUCCUCCCUCAAGCCGCCUUCGCCAGAAAACUUUUCCUUCAAGAGUACCAUAGGCCUCCUGCCGUCCUCCAGGAAGCGGCGGGGGCUGCGGCAGCAGGUGGUAGUAACCUUCGCUAUUUGCCUGGCGCCCCUCGCCUGUGGGUUCGGUCUGGCCUACAACAUCACCAAGAACCCCUCGGAGAUUCUGGGACCACAUCUAGGACCCUGGAAGACCUAUGUGUAUUUCCUAGGGUGUCUGAGCGGCGGGUUCUUCUCUGGCUUCGUGGCCAACUACGGCAGGAAGGUGGUGGUGUUGUUGACGAUGGUGCCCAUGGCGCUGUCCUGGCUCUUCAUCAUCUUCGCGACGCAGGUGUGGAUGGUAUUCCUGUUCCACGCCACGUCCGGGGUGUGCACGGGCCUGGUGAUGGUGGUGGUGCAGGUGUACGUGGCGGAGGUGUCCGUGCCCAGGGUGAGGGGCGCGCUGUCCACCGCCCCCGUGCUGGCCUUCCAGGUGGGGUCGCUGCUUUGCUUCCUGCUGGGCGAGAUCCUGGUAUGGCGCAACCUGGCCAUCGUGGGCGUGUGCGUCUCGCUGCCGGUGUUCCUGACGGUGGUGCUGUGCAUGCCGGAGUCGCCGCGGUUUCUGAUCCACAAACACCCGAGCGGCGCCUACGCCACGCUGCAGUGGCUGCGCGGCGCCAACAGCGACGUGAUGGAGGAGUACCACGAUAUAUCUGACGCCGCCGACAUCGAUCGCUGGGCAAUCCACUGCGACGACCUGCUGCGGCCCACCUUCUGGCGGCCGCUACUGCUGUCUUGCGGCCUUAUGUUCCUGUACAGUAUGGCGGGCUUGUCCUCGUGCACGCUGUACGGCACGGAGCUGUUCGCCGAGGUGUCCAACGUGUACGUGAAUGUGGCGCACUUCGUGGUGACGGUGGUGCUGCUGGUGGCCAUCACUCUCUCUGCCCUGCUCGUGGACCACAUCGGCAGGAAGCUGCUGCUGCUCCUCUCCCUCACCAUCAUGGCGGCCUCCUCCUUCGUGCUGGGCCUCUUCCUCUUCCUGAAGGACCUGCACCGCGUGGAGAAUUACUUCAUGUACCAGUGGGUGGCCGAGGUGUUCUGCGUGGUGCUGUUCACCUUCGCCUACGGCAGCGGCCUGGCGCCCAUUGCCUGGGUCACGCUGGGGGAGAUCUUUAGCCCGCAGUACAAGUGGCUGGGCGUCUCUAUGGCUUCCAUGGUGCUGUGGUCCUCCAUGCUGGCUGUGGAGGUGCUCUUCCACCGCCUGCGUGUUGCCGUGGCCACAGGCGGGAUCUUCUGGAUGCACUGCGUGGUGUGCGUGGCCGGCUACAUCUUCGUGCUGGUGUGCUUCCGCGAGCUGAAGGAGCAGCGCAUCGACAGCAUCACCAAGUCCUUCGUCAAGAAACAUGACAGUCUGAUCGAGACAUUCAUGGCGCGCGUGUGAGGAGGCCGUGCGCUCGCUCGUCCCUCCCGCAGAAUCCUUCGUCAGGAUUUACUCGCCUCACAAAUCGGAUCCGAGAGCGAGUCGGGGCAUUAAACUCCUCAGACAAGUGCACCUUACCGUCACUGGCUGAGGCUGAGAUGCAUUUAAGAACGGAAUGUGUGUGUGUGUGUGUGUGUGUGUGUGUGUGUGUGUGUGUGUGUGUGUGUCGUUUUUGAAUGCCAGAGCUAACCAGUAUGUCCCUUGGUGGCUCGUUUAUUGAAGGUCGUCCUGGAAACCUUACAUUACUUAGAGUGUAAGAAGACUUUCGUUGCGUCGCAUUUCAUACUACUGUAGUUCACCGUCACAUAAAGAGCAAUACAGACUUACCUCGUCGCUUCUUGUGCAGGCGAGGAGUGUGUGACGAGGCUGAGGGGAAGCUGUUUGUCCCCCCGCGUGCCUCAGGCUGUCAGUGAUGAGUUAAAUAAAGAUAUGAUAAAGUAAGUGAAUAAGUCUUAUCUUAAUUGAUUUAGCUUUGUAAGGAAUGUUUUUACGUUAAGUUUUGUAUAUAAUGUAAAUAGGUCGUUGUUGUUUUUGUUGUUGUUGUUGUUGUUGUUGUUGUUGUUGUUGUUGUUGCUGUUGUUGUUGUUGUUGUUGUUAUAUUAUUAUUAUUAUUAUUAUUAUUAUUAUUAUUAUUAUUAUUAUUAUUAUUAUUAUUAUUAUUAUUAUUAUUAUUAUUAUUAUUUCUGUAUUGAUGACGCUGACAACAACUACUACUACUACUACUACUACUACUACUACUACUACUACUACUACUACUACUACUACUACUACUACUACUACUACUACUACUACUACUACUACUACCAUCACCACCAACACUACUAUUCCUUCUUCAACAACAACAACAACACCAACAGCAACACAUGAACAAAAGCAGACUAGACCAGUUUCUUCAUUCUAUUUUAUGUCCUUAUUUUCUUUUCUUUAUACCGGUAACCAAGGACACUAAUUAUAUUUUACAGCCACACUAAAAUUAUAAUGAUGUUUUUAAAAGUGGCUUCAUUCUCGAGAGUGAGUGCUUCUGUGUGUGUGUGUGUGUGUGUGUGUGUGUGUGUGUGUGUGUGUGUGUGUGUGUGUGUGUGUGUGUGUGUGUGUGUGUGUGUGUGUGACCGCAAUUGUUACGAUUUUUGGGUCACAUGGGAAAAUAAACGUCACGACCGCGAUCUGGUCUAUAAGUCUGAACAUUUCCCGACUCACUGAGGGAUGGAGGAAAGCCAGCGGUUGUUGUUGUUGUGGUUAUAGUAGUAGUAGUAGUAGUAGUAGUAGCAGUAGUAGUGGUGGUGAUGGUGGUGGUAGUAGUAGUAGUAUGUAGUAUCAGUCGUGGUAGUACUAUUUGUUCUUGCGGCUGUUGUAGUAGUAAUAGUGGUAGUAGUUGUAGUAAUAGUAGUAGUAGUAGUGGUAGUAUUUGUUGAUGUUGUUUUUUUGUCUCCUUGCCGUUGUUACUGUAAUAAGAAUAAAUGAUGUUCUAGUAUCGUUUUCCUUCCUUCUAGCUAUAGCGGAGUAUAAUAAAUAUAAAAUAGA
Scylla paramamosain (green mud crab) is the source of this 3933-nucleotide messenger RNA. RefSeq names its product facilitated trehalose transporter Tret1-like. Lineage: Eukaryota; Metazoa; Arthropoda; Malacostraca; Decapoda; Portunidae. The record is from RefSeq and is a predicted model, not a curated record. Gene Ontology annotation, cellular component: membrane. Gene Ontology annotation, biological process: transmembrane transport. Gene Ontology annotation, molecular function: transmembrane transporter activity.